Messenger RNA from Fundulus heteroclitus (mummichog), 6593 nucleotides. RefSeq lists its product as uncharacterized. The record is from RefSeq and is a predicted model, not a curated record. NCBI's taxonomy places the organism in Eukaryota, Metazoa, Chordata, Actinopteri, Cyprinodontiformes, Fundulidae.
UGAGCUGCUCUGCCACAAGAAUCGACAUGGAACCAGUAACUCAGAGUCUGACUGUCAACAGAGGAAAUGAACAGCCCAACAUUGAAGUCCAAAUUGCUCCAAAUAGCACAGACAGUGAAGUCACUCUGGUGUGUCUGGUCACCAGUCAGAGGCUGCAAGAUUACUACAUCGCCUGGUCAGAAAGUUCUGGGAAAGAUCCUGAAAAUUUCACUGAUGGGAUUAACUUACCCACACAGAAGAUAAGGAACAGUUACUUGGUUUCAAGCCUCUACACCAUCACCAAGGACAGCUGGAACAGAAACAUGUUCAGCUGCAAUGUUUGGCCUGCAGGCAGUGAUCAAGCUGUCAAACCUCGAUAUGUGUCCAGGUUCUCUGAUCAUGCAGCACCUGUUACUGUGAAACUGAGCCCUCCCAGUCCUAAGGCAAUGUUCUCCAAUAAACAAGCAGAGCUCAAAUGUGUUGUUACUGGACAGGAUAGAAGCAUUUUAUCUGAUACUAACAUCAGUUGGUACAUUAAUGGACAGCAAGUGACCAAUGGGAUAACUGAUGGUAGCAAUUCAGGAGAAAAAUACAGCACAUUAACUCGAGACCUUAAAGAAUGGAAGAAAGUCAACACAGUGAGCUGCUCUGCCACAAGAAUCGACAUGGCACCAGUAACUCAGAGUCUGACUGUCAACAGAGGAAAUGAACAGCCCAAUAUUGAAGUCCAAAUUGCUCCAAAUAGCACAGACAGUGAAGUCACUCUGGUGUGUCUGGUCACCAGUCAGAGGCUGCAAGAUUACUACAUCGCCUGGUCAGAAAGUUCUGGGAAAGAUCCUGAAAAUUUCACUGAUGGGAUUAACUUGCCCACACAGAAGAUAAGGAACAGUUACCUGGUUUCAAGCCUCUACACCAUCACCAAGGACAGCUGGAACAGAAACAUGUUCAGCUGCAAUGUUUGGCCUGCAGGCAGUGAUCAAGCUGUCAAAUCUCGAUAUGUGUCCAGGUUUUCAGAUCAUGCAGCACCUGUUACUGUGAAACUGAGCCCUCCCAGUCCUAAGGCAAUGUUCUCCAAUAAACAAGCAGAGCUCAAAUGUGUUGUUACUGGACAGGAUAGAAGCAUUUUAUCUGAUACUAAGAUCAGUUGGUACAUUAAUGGACAGCAGGUGACUAAUGGGACAAAUGAUAGUGGCAAUUCAGGAGAAAAAUACAGCACAUUAACUCGAAACCUUAAUGAAUGGAAUGAAGUCAACAAAGUGAGCUGCUCUGCCACAAUCAACGACAUGCCACCAGUAACUCAGAGUCUGACUGUGAACAGAGGAAUUGAAGAGCCCAAAAUUCAAGUCCUACUUCCUUCAGGGAGCACAGACAGUGAAGUCACUCUGGUGUGUCUGGUCACCAGUUCAAAGGAGCAAGAUUACUACAUCGCCUGGUCAGAAAGUUCUGGGUAUAAUUCUGGAACAUUCAUUGACGGGAUUACCUUGCCCACACAGAAGAUCAACAAUAGUUACUUGGUUUCAAGCCUUUACACCAUCAACAAGAAAAAGUGGGAAGGAACUGACCAGUUCAGCUGUAAUGUAUGGCUUGCUGGUCGUGAAAAAGCUAGCAGCCCCCAAUCUGCAUCUAAGUACUCAGGAUGUACAGGUUUCUACUCAGUCAUAAAUGAGACAAUCGCUUUAAGUUGCAUUGAAAAUGCCACUGAAGGAGAAGACUUCAACAGCUUGUGGUCCACAGCCUCCUCAUUCAUCUUCCUCUUCAUCUUCUCUCUCUCCUAUAGCAUGAUUUUAAGCCUGGUUCAGAAACAGGCUCCAGUAUAUCACUGUGACGGCUACUUCGACUACUGGGGGAAAGGAACACAAGUCACAGUUACUUCUGCCACCCAGAAUGCUCCGACUGUAUUUCCUCUGGCUCAAUGUGGUUCUGGGAGCGGCGACAUGGUCACCCUCGGCUGCCUCGCCACCGGUUUCAACCCCCCAUCCAUUACUUUUUCAUGGCAACAAGGCAGUACUUCUUUGGACAACUUCAUCCAGUACCCUCCGAUCCAAAAAGGCAGUGAAUACAUGGGAAUCAGUCAGAUUCAAGUCAGCAGACAGGACUGGGAAGCAAGAAAACCUUUCAAAUGUGUUGCAAAUCACGCUGCAGGACAACAACAUGCUUCAAUGGCGAAACCAAACGUGGUUUAUGAGCUUCCGACUCUUAAAGUGUGUUCCUCCGCUGACGUGGGACAAGGAGAGGCUUACUUCUCCUGCUUUGCCAAAGAUUUUUCACCAAAUACGUAUAGUUUCACAUGGAUGAAAGAAGAUCAAAACAUCACCGACACAACAGCAGUGGUCAACACCUUGUCUCAGGGAAGGAAGGACGCGAAUGGAACCGUUUUGUACAGUGCUUCAAGUCUGCUCACACUGCCGAUCAGUCAAUUAGGUGAAGGUUCAGCGCUUACGUGUGUAUUUACGGGAAGAGGAGAACGUAACACUGAUGUCCAGCGGAAUUCAACUACAUCCUAUAAGGAGUGUCGUGCUGCCAAUUGCGAAACACCAGAUGUGGAGAUAAGCAUCAUAGCCCCCGAAAGCAAGGACCUCCUUGUCAACAAAAAGGGAACUGUAACAUGUCAAGUCACCGUCAUUAGGGGAACACUUGAAAAGCUUAGCUGGGAGGACGAGAACGGAAAGGACCUGGUAGUUGAACCACUGGGUGUCAAAAGAUCAGCAGUACAGGAAGUUACGCUUGAUAUCACCUUUGAUGAAUGGAUCCAAGGAGUUAAGCGCACCUGUGUCAUUGAAAACAGCGAGAGUAUCGAGCAAUACAGAAAAGACUACUAUGGAAAUCUGAGAAAGAGUUUGAAGCGUCCAUCAGUGUUUAUGUUGCCUCCCGUAGAACAAACUAGAGAAGAUGCAGUGAUCCUGACUUGCUAUGUGAAAGACUUCUCUCCCGAGGAGGUUUAUGUGGCUUGGCUUGUCGAUGAUGAAGACGCAGAUGCAAAAUAUCUGUUCAGUACCACAAAACCCGUGGAAAACAAUGGAUCCUUCUAUGUUUACAGUCAGCUGAUCCUCACACGAGAUCAGUGGGAGCAGACUGACAUGGUGUAUAGCUGCGCCGUUUAUCAUCCAGCACUGGCAAACUCAACCAGAUCCAUUGUCAGAUCUAUUGGAUACAGAACCUUUGAAAAAACCAACGUGGUCAACCUCAACAUGAACGUCCCUGAAACGUGCAAGGCCUAUGGAGCCGUGGUAGAAGAGGAAGAUGACAUGACUAACACAGCUAUCACCUUCAUCCUUCUCUUCCUACUCACUCUGGUGUUCUCCAUUGGAACCACUGCAUUUAAGAGAAAAAAUGAUAAAACCCAUAAUGCUGCAUUUAAGGCAUGUGAUCUCCUCUCUUCCACAGAUGUUCGGGUUGUCUCCCCAAACAUCACAUUGUACCCUGUUUGGGAAGGUGAAUUGGACUCGCAAGUCAGACUAAUCUGUGCUUUGAGUGGCUACUUUCCUAAUAAAUUGUCCGUGGAGUGGCACAAGAAUGGCCAGAUUCUCAAAGACAUCACUCCAAAUGAGAACUCUGUGGAUCAGGUCAAGAAAGCCUACAGUCGAUUCACUGAGAUCACACCCAGAACCGUUGACUGGGAGGCAGGAUCAACGUUUACCUGCACGUCUGUUCACAAUAGCAGUGUAUUUGCAAAAACAAUAGACAUUUGUCAGAUCCUUGGAAAAAACCCUCCUCUCAUUCAUAUGGAGAUACCAGCCUAUAAGACAGUGAGUGACAAGGCUUCUGUGGAAGCCACAUGUUUCAUCCGCAAUGCGCUGAACGCCAACCUGAUCUGGUUAAUGGACUGGAGUUCCCCCACAAAUCAACACCAAUCUUGGACUACCUGGGAAAAGAUGACAAGUCUUCAGUGUAAAGUUGAACAUCCCUGCUUCUCGAAUGUAAAGACCGUGCACUUUUCAGGGCCUUCAGUUACACUUCCACAUGUGGAAAUCAAGAGAUUUUUUCAAGGCCUGCAGAAGGAAGAAAGUGCAGCCUUCCAAUGUGACAUCUCACAGCUGUCCUCACGGGACCUCUACGUUACGCUUAAUGCCAAUGGACAGGAUAUUUUGGAAAAACAAUACAUUAAUCUUCCUGAAGGCCCUGGCCCUCAUUCAGUCAGUAGGAUCUUCUAUGUUCCCAGAGAGCUCUGGAAAACUGAUACACGUUUAACCUGUGCAGUGAAGCAAGGCUUCUCCAGGGGUUAUAUCACCUCAAAUUCAACCAGCAAUAUUUUUGUGAACCCCUCUGUGGAACUCUAUUUGGCCUCCAGCAAAGCACAAGGUCAAAAAACGCUCCUGUGUUCUGGACUGGGCUUCAACCCACAUAUUAAAUGGUUAGACGGAAUAUCUACAUCAAGUUAUGAGAUCAGCACUGAUACAAAAGGACGUGUGGCAGUGACAAGUCAACUGACAGUUUCUGAAACAGAGUGGAAAUCAGGAAAGGUCUUCAGAUGUGAAGUCUCUGACAAGUCUAUGAAUAACGUUGUCGUGGAGGAAAUCAGCAUCUGCUCAGUUUUUUCAAGCACCCCUCCUACCUUUGAAAUGGCGAUUCCAAGCUUUAAGACUGUGAUGACGGAAUCUGUAGUGAAAGCUACAUGUUUGGUUCACACUGCGUUUGAUGCCAAAGUCACCUGGCUGUUGGAUGGACUCAGUCCCCAGAGUGACACAAUGAAGCAUGUUCCAAACAAAACUCAUAUAGCCAGUGGGGUGACAGUUUCUGCGUCUCAGUGGCAGCAACUGAAAACUGUAACAUGCAGAGCAGAACAUCUGUGUUUUUCAUCUGCUGAAAAGACAGUAACUGUAUCAGGGCCUUUAGUUACACCCCCACAGGUGGAAAUCAGGAGACCUUUUCCAGACCUGCUAAAGGGAGAUAGUGCCACCUUCCAAUGUGACAUCUCUAAGCUGUCCUCGCAGGACCUCUAUGUUACAUUUCAGGCCAAUGGAAAGGAUAUUUCGGACAGAGAUUAUGUUGAUCUUCCUGAAGGCCCUGGCCCUCAUUCAGUCAGUAGGACCUUCUCUGUUCCCAGAGAGCUCUGGAAACUGAUAACAAGUUUAACCUGCGCAGUGAAGCAAGGCUUCUCCAGCAGUGUUGUCACCUCAAAUUCCAUCAGCAAUAUUUUUGUGGAACCCUCUGUUGAACUUUAUCUGGCUCCCACUGAAAGAUUGGGGCAACAAACGCUUGUGUGUUCCGGUCGGGGCUUCAAGCCACAAAUCAAAUGGUUUAAUCAGUCAGAGCAGAUGAACUCACCAACUGAGGACAGCAUGAACAAAAAUGGAGACGUUGCUGUAACGAGUCGGCUGCAUGUUGAUCAGACAGAGUGGGCAAGAGGAAUGGUAUUUGCAUGCGAAGUGUCCGACAGUUCUCUAAAUAAAAAGGUCAAAAAGGAAAUCAGUGUCUGCUCAGGUACCCCAACAUCUUCUUAUGAGGUCGCCGUCUAUAUUCAGAGACCUAAACUAGAGAGCUUCAAAAGAGGGGAUCCUGUGACUGUUACAUGUCUUUUGGUUGGCACUAGUCUGAGUGAUUUCUCCAUAACCUGGAAAUUAGGUGGUCAGCAGUCUUCCCCAGGUCACAUCCGUACGGAAAAACCUGUGAGUUGCAGAAACGGAUCGGAAACUUUACACACCUUCCUCAGUGUGUCAGCGGAGGACUGGUACUCAAAUAAACAAGUGUCUUGUGAGGCAAAACAUCUGUGCGCCAACAAAAUUUAUAAUGCCCAUAUCAGCAAAAAUACAGCUCUGUACAAACCAGUUCUGAGGAUAGUGGAACCAAUUACUGAGCUGUAUAGGUCAGAGAGCGUCACGCUUACUUGCUUAGUCUCAGGUUUUCUUCCAUCUGACAUCAUUGUUCACUGGGAAGAGAAUGGCCGACAACUCCCAGCUUCUCACUAUAUUAACAGUCCUUCAUGGAAAGAACCAGGAACAAGCUAUUUUUCAAUGAGGAGCAGACUAAAUGUAACUAGGGCUGAGGACAAUAAGUCGACCUACUCUUGUGUUGUCGUCCAUGAAUCGUCUGAGACUCCAGUUGUGGCCAGCAUAAGCGACAUGUUUGCCUCUGUGACCUACAGCAAACCUUCAGCAAUCUUAUUCGAGGAAGAGGACAAACUAGUAUGCCUGGUCUCAGGCUUCAGCCCACCAUCCAUCAAUAUCACUUGGUUCCGCAGUGAAACCCCACAGCUUUUGGACUACAACAUAACUGAGCCCUACCUUGGCCAGGAUGGGAAAUUCAGCAUUCAAAGCCGCCUUCGCCUGGCCCCAAUUGAUUCUUUACCAGGCAUUGUUUUAACCUGCCAGGUGACGCAUGAAGGGACCACCCUGACAGUGAAUAUGUCCAAACCAGAAUUAGAGACACACUGGACCACUGUACUUCUUGAUACUAUCAAGGACACUGAUGUGAGCCAAGAUGCACUCAAGGAACCCGGGUCUAUGGCGUUAACGUUCCUGUGCUUUUUCCUCUUCACCAUCAUAUUUUGUCUUGUUGUCCUCAUCGUUAAGACCAAAUAGUGACAGAGGACAUAUUGCUUUUAACUGGAUGAAGACAUAUUUUUUUAGAUUUUUUUCCCUGUUUGUUUUAGAAUGUGUGUUUUGAUGAUCAGUUUU